CGCGUGUCUGCCUGCCGUGGCCUGCGCGCUGGCACAUUCAUCGACCAUCCUUCAUUCUCUCUCCCGGGUCAUGAAAAUACUCCCACGGAAAACUCUCAGAUCCGACUACCCUCGCUGGUGCAGAGCUGAGCCUUCGUCUUCUCUCUUUCUUUUUCUUUUGAGGGAACCACGAUCACCCAACCUGAGUGUUUCCGACAAACCACUUCGGCGCGCAGUUUUAGGUCCACGGUUGCAAGGCUGACAUGGACGGAGCCAAGAGUUCAGCGCCAGCCGGCCAGACGCCCAGCAAUCGAGUGGCAAAGGCGAAUCGCAAGACGGUUGCGGCCAGAUACAAUAUCAAGGUGCUGCGCGGUCUGGAAAAAGCGCUGUUGAAGGAUCCGGAGGCCAACCUCUGCGACCUUCUGUCCUCUUCGUAUCCCCAGCAGCUCAAGUCGUUCAAGGAAGCAGAUGCCCGGCCUAGCAAAACUCCGCGACCGCUCCCCACCCAUGACAUCCGCUCCAGGCUCCACGGUACCGAUCCUGCAACCAUUGCGCGCGAGUUGUCUCCUGAGCUCCAGGAUCUUCUCGGACACUAUGAUCAACUCUCCGAGGCUGUCAUCAAGCUGUUGGAUGAAAGCGAAGUGCUCUACAAAAGCCCGUGGGCGGCUUCUUGCAUGGUCUUCCGUGUCAGCGACGGAAUCGUCGCGAAAGUCACCCUCGAGGAGCACAUCACAACCGAGUACCGGACCCUGUCGUACCUGCAGGAACACUUGCCGCGCUUUCCAGCGCCACGCUUGCAUGGCGUGAUCCGCAUCGGGCGGUAUGGUCUGCUGUUCACCUCCUUCGUCUCUGGCCUCGACUUGGAGAAAGUGUGGCCCCGACUGGAUGACGUCCAGAAACGGUCCAUCAGCACCCAGCUUGACAAGCUCCUCAUCGACCUCCGAUCCCUUCCAUUUCCACCAAACACACCGCUUGGUGGGGUAGGGGGCCAGGGCUGCAAAGAUGGAAGACGGGGUAUACGCAUCAGUCCCAAGCCGAUCCUGGAUGUCAGCCAAUUCGAAGAUUUCAUCUUCACUGGCUCCAAAACGGCCUCACACAUGUACACUCGAUUCCUGCGAUCUCUGAUGCCCGCAUCCCCGGCAAAAGUUGUCUUCACCCACGGAGACAUCCGACCGGCAAACAUCAUGGUGCGCCAGGACGAGGAAGGCUCUUGGACCGUCGUUUCCAUCAUUGACUGGGAGUCGAGUGGUUUCUAUCCCGAGUACUGGGAAUGCGUCAAAAUGACCAACAACCUAACCCCUAGGGAUGGGGAUGACUGGUAUCUGUUGCUGCCGGAGUCCUUGUCGCCACGGCAGUUCCCAGUGCAGUGGCUGAUAGACAGGAUAUGGGAUCGCAAUCUGGAGAACAGCUAGAUGGGGAUCCUUCUUAUUGCAUGUAAUAUUCAAUCUUCAGGAAAACGAAGAUCAUUUCUUGACUGACUAGAUGGGACUCGGCAAGACGGCCACGUCCCUGGCCGUCGCCGUCGUUAGCCGCCGCCUGCGCACGCUAGCCGAUCACGUCUCCCAGCACCCCGAUCAGCAUCUCGCGCCCGACGAUGAGCGCAAAACAAGUCCGUCGGGAAGCAACUUAGCUACCUCAUUCGCAGUUCAACUCCUUCCAUAUCGCCCCGCCUCGCCGGUUCGUCGCGCAUAUCAUCGCCUGCUGUGGCAUUGACAGAGCUAUCGGCGGACGGCAGGCGAUCCUCAAGGCGGGCCUGAAGGCAAAAGUCCC
Thermothelomyces thermophilus ATCC 42464 is the source of this 1749-nucleotide messenger RNA. RefSeq lists its product as uncharacterized. Bases 243 to 1391 code for a protein of 382 amino acids. The transcript is spliced from 2 exons. The record is from RefSeq and is a predicted model, not a curated record. Lineage: Eukaryota; Fungi; Ascomycota; Sordariomycetes; Sordariales; Chaetomiaceae.